AUGAUGGCCCACACGCCUCUCAUCAUGCCUUCAUUCACUACUACUCCCUUCACCCGCAAGCCACGGUCAACAUGGCUCCUUUUCCUUGCCAUCAUCGCUUUGGUCUCGGCCACCUCCGAAUCCUUCUCGGGAACCCUUCCAGCUCAAAUCACGCCUCCCGCAGUAGCUGCUCCGCUUGAUGCUCUCAUCGUGGACGCCCGCUCUCCAACCAUGAUCAAAGGCCGGUGGACCAUGUUGCCGCAUGAGAACGACCUCAGGAAGCGAGACAAAGACGGCAUCACGCCUACGCCGAGUGCAACUCAAAAGGUUAAGGCUACGGACGACCCGACAACACUGACCCUUUCUGUCACGGUUCCCGCCGCGACCGCUGAGGCACCCUCGCCAUUGCCUUCGCCCUUCGAUACCAGUCUCGCCUUCAAUUUCACCAGCAACGACGGCGCCUCCUGCCCUCGGUUCAUCAACGAGCUCCUCACUAACCAGAAUUUCAAAAAGUGCUACCCGCUCUCAAUGUUGCUUCAGGGUUCGAGGUCCUUUUUUGAGGCUGAGAAGAAACUCCUCAGCAUCGUAAGGGUGCUUGACGCCACUUGCGGUGCCGACGUCGAUUUUUGCACAAAGUACCUGACCGGCGUCGCGGGCAAUCUCACCAUGGACUCUAACUGCGGCUCUGACUUCGACAGUGGCAACCCAAUCGUCAUGCAGGCCUACCUCGGCCUAAAAUCGUAUGAGAUGCUGUACAAAGCCACCUGCCUUACCGACCCCGAAACUUCAAUGUAUUGUUUCGCCAACGCCGUCACCAACCUCACGAAUCCUUCCAACGUCUACUUUUACUACCUGCCUCUCAACCUGACUCUCCCCAGCGGCGCGACGCCCACCUGCGGUUCCUGCCUUAAACGGACUAUGGAAAUCUACCAGACCUUCACGGCCAACCGCAAACUUGCUAUAUCAUCAAAGUAUGUGGACGCCUCAAAACAGGUCAAUACCAUAUGCGGGCCCGAGUUCGUCAGCGACAUCCUGCAAGCUGCCGUGAGCAUGUCGGUCCUCUCAAUACCAUCGUGGGCCCUGACAACGGUGUUCAUUGCCCUCGCGAUUGCUUUCAAUCUCUAA
Molecule: messenger RNA, 1104 nt
Organism: Colletotrichum truncatum
Lineage: Eukaryota; Fungi; Ascomycota; Sordariomycetes; Glomerellales; Glomerellaceae
Product: C6 transcription factor
Source: RefSeq, a predicted model, not a curated record